UUCUUCCCCGGCUUCCAACGUGGUACCCUCCGGCUCGCAGCCGCCCUUUGGUGGCUGCUUUCCGCCUGUUCCCAUCCCCCCCCGCCGCUGCUCGCUCUUGGUAGCGUCCACGCAGGCAGGUCCGGAAACUGAGCAUGUGUGGAAGCGCUCGGCGGCCUCGGCGGCGGCGCGGGCAGAGCUGGGCUGCGUCAGGCUGAGCCCAUUCACCGCGCGGCCGCAGGAGCGCAGCGCCGGCGCCGCGCCGCCCAGCCCCGCCGAGAGGGGCGCACUCGCCGCCGCGGGGCCCGCCGCCGCUCACCGCAGCCCCCUCCUGGCGACCGGCAAGUUAUUUCAGACUGUAAGUGCAUCAUUCCAGCAACAAAGCUAAAAGUCCAAUUCCCAGUGGUCUUAUCUACUCAACCUACUCAUUCCCUGUUCUGAAACCUAGAGAAGACUGCUCCACAAGACUCCUCCAUAAAUUGCUGCAAUGUCUGUAUCUAAUUUAUCGUGGUUGAAGAAAAAGUCCCAGUCGGUGGAUAUUACGGCUCCAGGGUUCAACCCUCUGGCUGCUGCAGGAAAGCAGACGCCACAGGCCAGUAAGCCCCCCACACCCAAGACGCCCAUCAUUGAAGAGGAGCAGAACAAUGCGACCAAUACCCAGAAGCAUCCUUCUCGGAGGAGUGAGCUGAAGAGGUUCUACACUAUUGACACUGGCCAAAAGAAGACCUUAGACAAGAAAGAUGGGAGACGAAUGUCCUUUCAGAAACCUAAAGGAACUGUUGAGUAUACAGUUGAAUCAAGGGAUUCUUUGAAUAGUAUAGCCCUGAAAUUUGAUACAACGCCCAACGAACUUGUUCAGUUAAAUAAGUUAUUCUCCCGAGCAGUUGUUACUGGACAGGUUCUAUAUGUUCCUGAUCCUGAAUAUGUCUCCAGUGUUGAGAGCUCUCCAUCGCUAAGCCCUAUAAGUCCUCUGUCGCCAACAUCUUCUGAGGCUGAAUUUGAUAAGGCCACUAAUCCUGACGUAGUCCACCCAAAAGAAGCAACUCCCUUACCUACUUUUACUGGUAUUCGACCUGCACGAGUUGUAUCUUCAACUUCUGAGGAAGAAGAAGCAUUUACUGAGAAAUUUCUUAAAAUUAAUUGCAAAUAUAUUACCAGCGGCAAGGGCACAGUCAGUGGUGUGCUGCUAGUUACGCCAAAUAAUAUAAUGUUUGAUCCACAUAAAACUGACCCUUUGGUUCAAGAGAAUGGCUGUGAGGAAUAUGGCAUCAUGUGUCCAAUGGAAGAGGUGAUGUCAGCUGCAAUGUACAAAGAAAUUUUGGAUAGCAAAAUAAAGGAAUCCUUACCCAUAGAGCUAGAUCAGGUAUCAGGAAGGGACUCCUGCCAUUUAAAGAAAAUGACAAGAAAUCAUACUGAUGAAAUAGACUCCAGAACCCGUGAUGCAGGUAACGAUAGUGCCAGCACAGCUCCGAGGAGCACCGAGGAGUCUCUUUCUGAGGAUGUGUUCACAGAAUCAGAACUUUCUCCCAUACGGGAGGAACUUGUCUCUUCAGAUGAACUUCGGCAAGAUAAAUCAUCUGGUGCGUCAUCAGAAUCUGUGCAGACUGUCCAUCAGAGUGGCAUAGAAUGUUUAACAGCCAUAUCAGAGUCUACUAACAUGCCUGAUCACUUAAAAUCUGAUUUGGGACAUUCUACAAAUGAAGUUGGGACUACUUCUCUUAAAACAGAUUUAAAUAAUCUUGAAAGGGCCACUAAGGAAGAUCGGGCUACAGGUAAUUUUCUGGAAAUAUCAGGCCCUAAAGAACAAAGCACAAGUAUAAAAGGUAAUACAGACCAGGAUUUUCUUCUGAAUGAGAAUUCACAUCAAGAAGAGGGUGAAAAAGAAAGUAUGCUUUGUGGGGAAGCAGCAGAUUUUAAACAAAAGCCAACUGUCAACAGAGGAAAACACGGAAAGGAGCAAAAUCAGGACUCAGAGACAGAGGUAGAAGAGCUACGGAAACUCUGGAAAACUCAUACCAUGCAACAGACUAAACAGCAAAGGGAAAAUAUUCAACAGGUGUCACAAAAAGAAAUUAAGCAUAAAAUAGCAAUUGCUGACAUAGAAGGUUCUGCACUUUUAAAAGAAAAGAGAAGGCAUCGAUUACAUAAGUUUUUGUGUCUCAGAGUUGGAAAACCAAUGAGGAAAACAUUUGUAUCUCAAGCAAGUGCAACAAUGCAACAGUAUGCACAGAGAGAUAAGAAACAUGAAUAUUGGUUUGCUGUGCCACAAGAAAGGACAGACCACUUGUAUGCCUUCUUCAUUCAGUGGAGUCCAGAAAUAUAUGCAGAAGAUACUGGUGAAUAUACCAGAGAACCUGGAUUUAUAGUGGUGAAAAAGAUUGAAGAAUCUGAAACAAAUGAGGAUUCCACUAAUGAAGCAGCAGCCAGAGAAUGGGAGGUAGUGUCAGUGGCUGAGUAUCACCGCAGGAUCGAUGCUCUAAAUACUGAAGAACUACGCACACUCUGCAGACGUCUCCAGAUUACUACAAGAGAAGACCUAAAUUCAAAGCAGAUUGCUCCAUUGAAAGCAGACCUGGAGUCUGAAUCUUUUCGACCAAACCUAAGUGAUCCCAGUGAACUCUUACUGCCAGAUCAAAUUGAAAAGCUUACCAAGCAUCUUCCACCAAGAACAAUUGGCUAUCCAUGGACUCUUGUUUAUGGCACUGGGAAGCAUGGCACAAGCUUGAAGACUCUUUAUCGAACAAUGACAGGUUUAGACACCCCAGUGCUGAUGGUGAUUAAAGACAGUGAUGGGCAGGUUUUUGGUGCAUUAGCAUCUGAGCCAUUUAAAGUGAGUGAUGGCUUUUAUGGUACUGGAGAGACCUUUGUUUUUACGUUCUGUCCAGAGUUUGAGGUCUUUAAGUGGACAGGAGAUAAUAUGUUUUUUAUCAAAGGAGACAUGGAUUCACUAGCUUUUGGUGGUGGAGGGGGAGAAUUUGCCCUUUGGCUUGAUGGAGAUCUCUACCAUGGAAGAAGCCAUUCUUGUAAAACAUUUGGGAAUCAUACACUUUCUAAGAAGGAAGAUUUCUUUAUUCAAGACAUUGAAAUCUGGGCUUUUGAAUAAAUGUAAUGCUCUCUGUCUUAGCAGGAUAAUGGCCCAAACCUGACAUGGACAAGCAUUGUUUGGAAAGUUCAAGAAGCAAUACAAUGUAACAUGUCACUUGUGCUUUAAAAUUAAUCGUUUCACCAUUUUUUACAGCUAUAAUUUUAGAAUUUAUUUUUAAAAUCAUGUUUCUGUCCCAGGGUUUUUUGGGUUUAGACCAUGGUGUGGGUCCAUGCAGUAUAACAGCUUGGGUUUUGUCAGAAUUUUGGCAGCAUUUUAAUCAUAGUAACCACCUCAUCUACAGUCCGUGUUAUCUCAGUCUCCUAAUAAGAUGGUGCUCUUUUUUUGAACCUCUUUUGGUUUAUUAUUUUUAAAACUCUGUUGAUUGUUUUACUAGAGCAGUCUAAUUGGGACAUUGAGAGAAUAAAGACUAGAUAAUGCUGUGAGGUAUUUGUGAGGUUGCAACAGAUGACUUUUGGACAGGCUCAACUUAGUCAUUCUUGUGAAGGAAAAAACACAUGCCAAAAUAAUGAAUAGUCCAUUAACCACUGAGUUCUAGUUUUAAUUCAUACUACAACAUUCUCUUUAUUAAUUUUCAGGUAUUCUCAAUUUCAUUUUAAUAAAAAUGAAAAUUGAAGAGAAUUCUGGUUGUAAUAGACCACAGUGCACAUGAUCUUCAGGUUUGGGCAUAUGCUUUCAUGAUUGGAUUAUCUGGUAAAGUUAUAUAAUACAAAGGAGAAUGAGAACUUGAUUCUAGUGGACUUAAUAUAUCAAGCGAGAAAAUAUACUAUUUACAUAUUUGUAGCUUAGCAGGGCAUUAUCAUAAGUACAAAAACUAUGAAACAGAUGCAUAUUUCUUCAACAUAUUGUGUCAGAUACACUGUUUUAUAGUUCUGUUGUUUUAGCCUUCUUGCACACCAACUCCCAAAAUAUAGGUUCCUGUUCAAAAGGGAAAAAAAAAAAUGUGUUUUUUUGAGUGGUAUAUGUUAUUAACUACCAUUAGCAUUUGCUGUUAUAAAAGGGCAAUGAUUAUAGUAGACAAUAUUGUAACUCAGUAGACUUGUUGAAUAUGCAAACUUACUGUCAAGUGACCUCAAAAAAAAAAAAGACAAGAUAGAAUAUACUAGUAGUUCUUAUCCUCUUUUGUAGGAAACCAAUAAUAU
Molecule: messenger RNA, 4224 nt
Organism: Mustela erminea (ermine)
Lineage: Eukaryota; Metazoa; Chordata; Mammalia; Carnivora; Mustelidae
Gene: OXR1
Product: oxidation resistance 1
Exons: 17
Coding region: 467-3082 (871 amino acids)
Biological process (GO): response to oxidative stress
Cellular component (GO): nucleus
Source: RefSeq, a predicted model, not a curated record